Leptonychotes weddellii (Weddell seal) is the source of this 1371-nucleotide messenger RNA. Lineage: Eukaryota; Metazoa; Chordata; Mammalia; Carnivora; Phocidae. The record is from RefSeq and is a predicted model, not a curated record.
AUGAGGGCAAGGACGUUGUUUGUUCACUGCUGUAUCUCUGGUGUCUGGGGUGGUGCCUCGCUUGUGCUGGACGGUCGGCCACUUAGCCGAAAGAGCUCAGAAGUGGAGUAUAUUAACAAAUACAGACAGCUUGAAGCACAAGAAUUUGAUAUGUAUGGCAGUGAUCAUUCAACCAGUGGGCCAGGUGCAAGGCCAUCUUCGGCUAAAUUAAGCAAUGUGACAUGCAUCCCAGAGACAAAUUAUAAAUAUCCUGAUUUGCCUAUAAAUCGAUGUAAGGAAGAGGUUAUUUCUCUGAUAGAAAGUAAUUCUGUGGUGGUUAUACAUGGUGCCACGGGUAGUGGUAAAAGUACUCAGCUCCCACAGUAUAUCCUGGAUCAUUAUAUUCAGCGCUCUACCUACUGCAACAUUGUUGUGACCCAACCUCGGAAGAUAGGGGCCAGCAGUAUUGCCAGAUGGAUCAGUAAAGAGCGAGCCUGGACGUUGGGUGGACUGGUGGGCUAUCAGGUAGGGUUAGAGAAAAUAGCAACAGAAGACACCAAGUUAAUUUAUAUGACAACAGGGGUCUUGCUUCAGAAAAUUGUUAGUGCUAAGAGUUUGAUGGAAUUCACCCAUGUCUUCAUUGAUGAAGUACAUGAGCGAACUGAAGAAAUGGAUUUCCUGCUGUUGGUGGUCCGUAAACUUUUAAGAACAAAUUCACGUUUUGUGAAGGUAAUCCUCAUGUCGGCCACCAUCAAUUGUAAAGAGUUUGCAGAUUACUUUGCUGUUCCUGUUCAAAACAAGAUGAACCCUGCUUAUGUUUUUGAAGUGGAAGGAAAGCCCCAUUCAAUUGAAGAGUAUUAUCUUGAUGAUUUGGGGCACAUUCAUCAUGGCAGGCUCCCCCCUUGUGUCCUGGAGGAGCCAGUGAUUCCUAAGGACAUAUAUGAAGUUGCCGUCUCCCUGAUCCAGAUGUUCGAUGACUUGGACGUGAAGGAGAGAGGGAGCAAGACCUGGUCGGGUGCCCAGUUUGUGUUGGAGCGGAGCAGCGUGUUGGUGUUUUUGCCAGGUCUGGGUGAAAUAAACUAUAUGCACGAACUUCUCACAAACAUGGUUCACAAAAGGUUACAGGUUUAUCCACUACAUUCAAGUGUGACUCUAGAAGAACAGAAUAAUGUGUUUUUAAGUCCAGUUCCUGGGUACAGAAAGAUUAUCCUGUCCACCAACAUCGCAGAGAGCUCCGUCACUGUUCCAGAUGUCAAAUACGUUAUAGAUUUUUGUUUGACUAGAAUUCUGGUUUGUGAUGAAGAUACGAAUUAUCAGAGUCUGCGAUUGAGUUGGGCCUCUAAAACCAGUUGUAAUCAGAGAAAAGAAUUAGGUGACAAUUUUUGUACGUAA